This is a messenger RNA of Brassica napus (rape), 1439 nucleotides long. RefSeq names its product protein BASIC PENTACYSTEINE2. The transcript has 2 exons. The record is from RefSeq and is a predicted model, not a curated record. Gene Ontology annotation, molecular function: DNA-binding transcription factor activity; sequence-specific DNA binding. Bases 388 to 1209 code for a protein of 273 amino acids. NCBI's taxonomy places the organism in Eukaryota, Viridiplantae, Streptophyta, Magnoliopsida, Brassicales, Brassicaceae. Gene Ontology annotation, cellular component: nucleus. Gene Ontology annotation, biological process: response to ethylene.
AUCCAUUUCCAUAUCAUGCCUCUCUCUCUCUUUCUCUCAGUUUUGAAUAUUUACAAUGGGACCUUUUUUUCCUGUACUGUACCAACAACGCUUUUGCUUCAAAUCCUUUUAUCUCCGUCCAAUAUAUGUACAUAUCUUGAUGUUUCAUUAGAUUUUGGCUGUGGAUCUCCUUGAUUCAUGUCCAUUUUCCGUAGAUCUAGCUCUGGACUCCCCAGAUCUAGAAGCUGUGCAUGUUGGUUCCGACAAGAAAAUGUUCUUAUGUCGGAAUAUCAUAUAAAAGUUCCCUGGAUUUCAUGUAUAUAUCCACUCUAAUUUUUGUUUUCUUGCUAUCUUUAACAUCUGAUGUGUUAUCUCUGGAACAUUGGAUAUAAUAAAUGAUCUUUGAAAAUGGAUGACGAUGGGUUUCGCAAUUGGGGUUACUACGAACCAGCUGCUGCUACGUUCAAAGGCAACCUCGGUUUGCAGCUAAUGUCAAGCGCUGACCGGAACACUAAACCGUUUCUACCCGGUCGAGAUCCAAAUCUAAUGAUUGGCCAAAACGGGUCAUACCACCACGCUGAGCCACCAAUCCACAUGAGCUACAACUGGAUUAACCAACAGAAGGACAAGUUCUUCAACAUGUUGCCUGUAACAACCUCUCCUAACUACGGAAACGUUCUCCCCGAAACUUCAUCAGCCCCGUCCAUGCAUCACCAUCACCAUCAUCAAACCGAGGAUAACCCGGUUAAAUGCGAAGAAGAAGAAGAGAUUGUUCAGCCUAACAAGAAGAGAAAGACUAACUCAAAAGCUAGCGCAACAGCAAAGGGGAAGAAGCCUCGUAAACCGAAAGAAGAGAACGACAGCAAGACUAACGUUUCAAGAGUCAAACCGGCUAAGAAAAGCGUUGACUUGGUUAUCAACGGAGUGAACAUGGACAUUUCCGGUUUACCUGUACCGGUCUGCACUUGCACCGGAGCUCCUCAGCAAUGCUACCGUUGGGGAUGCGGCGGUUGGCAGUCUGCGUGUUGCACCACGAACAUAUCGAUGCACCCGUUGCCGAUGAGUACUAAACGCCGUGGAGCGAGGAUCUCCGGGAGGAAGAUGAGUCAAGGAGCGUUUAAGAAGGUUCUUGAGAAACUUUCUUCUGAUGGGUUUAACUUUGGGAGCCCCAUUGAUCUUAAGAGCCAUUGGGCUAGACAUGGGACUAACAAGUUCGUCACCAUCAGAUGAUUAGUUUCAGGUAACCCCAUCUGAGUUUAAGAGUUGUUUUAUCAUACGGUUGCUUUUUAUGUUCUGUUUGUUUGUUUGUAUGUCUGAGGAAGAAAAUCUGCAAGGGAAGUUUGAAUUUUUUUUACUUUUGUAUUUUUUUUUUCUCUUUCUUUUGUUAUUUUUAUAAACAUUUUACUGACUUGUAAGUUGUAACAGAUAUUCUUUUUAAUUAAAUGUUUUUAUUUCGUACA